Mercenaria mercenaria is the source of this 954-nucleotide messenger RNA. RefSeq names its product receptor-type tyrosine-protein phosphatase delta-like. The coding region runs from base 1 to 954 and encodes 317 amino acids. The record is from RefSeq and is a predicted model, not a curated record. Gene Ontology annotation, biological process: cell-cell adhesion. The transcript has 4 exons. Gene Ontology annotation, molecular function: protein binding. Lineage: Eukaryota; Metazoa; Mollusca; Bivalvia; Venerida; Veneridae.
AUGAGCGAUAAAUCCAUAUGGAUAGAAUGGGAACAACCACCUCAGGAUGAUUACAGCUGUGAAGUGCAAGAGUACAAAAUCAAGUAUAGAAAAAUACAAAAUCAACAAUUUAGGGAAGCUGAAGCUGUGAUGAAUCAGUCUGUAGCUUUACCAAGUUCUAGUUUCAUAGUGUUCAAUGUACCAAGAGCUCCAGACCUCAUCACUAACUUUACCUUACCUGACUUGGAACCAUCAACAGAAUACGAAAUCUGUGUGUUAGCCUCAGGAAUAGUUGGUGAUGGUCCCUGUUCCAAUUCCAUAUUUGUGACCACAUUCUGUCCUGCACCUGGACCAGCUAGGAAAGUGAAAGGCAAAGGAGGUACCCGGAAGAUAUCACUUGCCUGGGAUCCACCUAUUGAGACUCAGACAUUUGGACCAGUUCUUGGUUACAAAAUCUCUUGUCGCAAACGAAAUUCAAGGGAUGAUUUCAAUCAACGUGAAACAGAACAGCUUGAUUUUGAGUUUUCAAAUUUAGAUGAUAAGACAUUGUAUGAAAUCAAAGUGGUUGCCUACAAUGAAUCAGGUGAUAGCCCAGAAGAGUUAUUGGAGGUGCAGACUUUGCCAUCAGCACCAGGACCAGCUAGGAAAGUGAAAGGCAAAGGAGGUACCCGGAAGAUAUCACUUGCCUGGGAUCCACCUAUUGAGACUCAGACAUUUGGACCAGUUCUUGGUUACAAAAUCUCUUGUCGCAAACGAAAUUCAAGGGAUGAUUUCAAUCAACGUGAAACAGAACAGCUUGAUUUUGAGUUUUCAAAUUUAGAUGAUAAGACAUGGUAUGAAAUCAGAGUGGUUGCCUACAAUGAAUCAGGUGAUAGCCCAGAAGAGUUAUUGGAGGUGCAGACUUUGCCAUCAGAUUUUAGAUUCAUAAGUGCAUUUGUACGUGCUCGUAUAUUGAUGAAGUCACAGCGACUCUGA